Cyphellophora attinorum is the source of this 1311-nucleotide messenger RNA. RefSeq lists its product as uncharacterized. Lineage: Eukaryota; Fungi; Ascomycota; Eurotiomycetes; Chaetothyriales; Cyphellophoraceae. The coding region runs from base 1 to 1311 and encodes 436 amino acids. The transcript has a single exon. Gene Ontology annotation, molecular function: hydrolase activity, hydrolyzing N-glycosyl compounds. The record is from RefSeq and is a predicted model, not a curated record.
AUGGAGAAAAUAGUGCGGGCGUAUUCCAAAGUCGUCGACAGUCUCAAUCGGAACACACACCCAAAGAACCCGUACCCAUCAGGCGAAGCCAUUAUGACGCUCAUCGCUACUGGGCCUGCACUUUAUGGCAAAGAGGCUUUGCAAGAAGAUGUGCCUUUAAGCGAGGGCAGUCGGCUGCUGUUGGAGCGUCUAGACGAAUCUGAUGCGCCUCUAUGGGUCUUAUGCUGGGGCGGUACGAAUGUUUUAGCGCAGGCCCUCAAACAUGCUGAGCGAGAACGCUCCGUGGGCGACCUCCAGAAAUUACGGUCCAAGAUCAGAGUCUAUGCAAUUUCAGAUCAGGACGACACGGGCAUGUGGAUCAGGAACCACUACCCUGACAUCUUCUUUAUUUCUUCCGUGCACGGUUGGAACCAGUACGGCCUUGCCGCCUGGACGGGUAUCUCUGGUGAUAAAUACUACAAGUUUGAUCAAGGAGGACCAGAUUUUUCCAAGGUGUCGAAGGAAUGGAUCAAAGAGAACAUACAGAUCGGAGAUCUGGGCGCAGCGUAUCCUGAUUAUAUGUUCAUUCCUGAGGGUGACACCCCUACGUUCCUGUACCUCAUUCAGAAUGGCUUAGGGAGCUCUGAGCACCCGGAAUGGGGCAGCUGGGGUGGUCGGUACCAGAGUACUGACGUGGCCGAGUCUCCUGCAGGAAGGCAUUACACUGAUACAGUCGAUACUGUGGUGGGCAAGAAUGGUCAACAGUACAUCAGCAAUCACGCAACUAUCUGGCGCUGGCGAGAUGCCUUCCAGAACGAUUUUGCCGCCCGGAUGCAAUGGACCCUUGGAAAGAAACCGUCUGAGUGUAACCAUGCUCCCGUGGUGAUAGUCAACGACAGUGAUGCGGGCCCGGGACACCUCUACGUCGAGGCCGAAGCAGGUGCAACGAUUUCGCUGGAUGCCAGCCGAAGCUACGACCCUGAUGGUGACAAGAUCUCGUUCGAAUGGUUUCAAUACAGCGAGGUCAGUGCUACACAAUGGUCAGUGAAAUCUGAGGUGGAGACUUGCGAGAUCCGGAGCGAGGGCACGGAACCUGGUCGCGUGGUCUCCAUUCGAUUGCCCUCCCCGGAAAAGUGUGCGGUCGAUUUGUUUACAGGAGAAGCGAGGCAGAAAGGUCAGGUAAUGCAUUUCGUUCUGAUGGUGAAAGAUAAUGGCGUGCCGGCGCUCACUACAUACAAGCGUGUAGUAGUGCAAGUUACGAACAAGGAGCUUCGCGGCGGACGAGCCCAAGCAGUGCAUUCGAUAGCGGAGGCUCAGAUGUUCAAGCAAUGA